CUCAUGGCAUACUUUGCCGUGCGCAAUAUCAUGUCGAGACUGGAUCCCGAAGCAGGCGCAAAGGCCGACGCCAAGAAGAAAGAGCUGGCCGCAUCGUCGCACAUACAAUCGAUAUUCCGAAAGCAUCAAAGAGACGACGGCGACGACGACGACGACGAUUUCUACGACGACGAAGACGAUGAGGAUCGAAGACGUUACGCCGAGCGGCCGCCGAAGGAGCAUCUAACACUGAAUCAGUACGAGCAGUCGAUAGCCAUGGAGGUUGUGAGCCCAAGUGACAUACCCGUGACAUUCAACGAUAUUGGAGGCCUGGACGAGAUUAUUGAAGAGCUGCGGGAAAGCGUGAUAUAUCCACUUACUAUGCCACAUCUAUACGCGAACCACAGCAGUCUGCUGACAGCGCCGAGUGGAGUGCUGCUUUACGGGCCACCGGGCUGUGGAAAGACAAUGCUUGCCAAGGCGCUCGCACGCGAAAGUGGUGCCUGCUUUAUCAACCUGCACAUCUCGACCCUCACCGAGAAAUGGUAUGGCGACAGCAACAAGUUGGUCGCUGCAGUAUUUUCUCUAGCCAGGAAGUUGCAGCCCGCCAUCGUGUUCAUCGAUGAGAUCGAUGCAGUCCUCGGGCAACGCAGAUCUGGAGAGCACGAGGCGAGCGGAAUGGUGAAGGCUGAGUUCAUGACACAUUGGGAUGGUCUUGCAUCGUCUACAGCCCAAGGCGGUAUGCAGAGAAUAUGCAUCUUGGGUGCCACGAAUCGAAUACAAGACAUCGACGAAGCCAUCUUGAGAAGAAUGCCCAAGAAAUUCCCAAUCAGCCUACCCAACGCCGCACAAAGACGGCAGAUAUACGAGCUUACGUUGCGCGACACCAAGAUUGACCAUAGAAAGCUUCCAAACGGAUCGCCGGCGUUUGAUCUCGACGUGCUUGUACGCGUAUCUGCUGGCAUGUCGGGAUCAGACAUCAAAGAGGCGUGCAGAGACGCUGCCAUGGUGCCCAUCCGCCUGUACAUUAAGCACGCAAGGACCAAUGGACAGAACAUGAAUCGAAGAAUUCACCCGGACGCCGUAAGGGGGUUGCAAACCGACGACUUCUUUGGCCGAAGAGGAGGUGUUGAGCCCUUGCGUCGAAUAGAGCCGGCAGAUGAAGACGAAGGAAGUCAACAUAGUGGCAGCACUGAGGAGGUGGACAAUUUUGACGAUCCGGCCGAAGUGGUUGUGGAUGAUCACAGGCGAUGAUUCAGGACAUUCUCGCGAGACUUCCCGUCUCUGCUCAUGUUUAUUAGAGGUUCGAUGCGCAAGAAGGUAGUGCACCAGCGCACGCGAUAGUACAGACCUACAGGAUGUUAGUUAUGCUUGAUCAGACACGACC
Messenger RNA from Pseudocercospora fijiensis CIRAD86, 1366 nucleotides. RefSeq lists its product as uncharacterized. Gene Ontology annotation, molecular function: ATP hydrolysis activity; ATP binding. The transcript has a single exon. The record is from RefSeq and is a predicted model, not a curated record. Lineage: Eukaryota; Fungi; Ascomycota; Dothideomycetes; Mycosphaerellales; Mycosphaerellaceae. The coding region runs from base 4 to 1233 and encodes 409 amino acids. Gene Ontology annotation, cellular component: mitochondrial outer membrane.